This is a messenger RNA of Coccinella septempunctata (seven-spotted ladybird), 5508 nucleotides long. Its product is annotated as fibrosin-1-like protein. The record is from RefSeq and is a predicted model, not a curated record. The transcript has 15 exons. The coding region runs from base 324 to 3749 and encodes 1141 amino acids. NCBI's taxonomy places the organism in Eukaryota, Metazoa, Arthropoda, Insecta, Coleoptera, Coccinellidae.
CUUAGGUUGGCAGCAUAUGGCGACAGCCGCUGGUACACAUUUCGGCCGCUAGGGGUCGUGGCUGCUUCGCGACAUUUUACAUUGUAUUGACUAGCUCAUCGUACGCUGUAAAUAUUGUUUUUUUUUCGUGUUUCCGUCGCCGUGUGUGAAUUGAAUGUGUGGUGAAGGUUUAUUGAGGUGUUUGUGUGUGUAUAUAAUGUGUUUUCCGACGAUAUGGUGAAGGAUUUAGUUAAAUACGGGGUCGUACGGCCGCCAUUCUCCAGGUAAAAUCUAUCCUAGGGUCGGCAAUGUCCGACCACCGGGGUUUUAGUUAUGUUUAAAUCAUGGAUCAAGAAGUAAAACAAAGGAAUAGACGCAGAAAACGCGCUCAGCGUAUGCAGGCACAGAGAGAAAAUAACCCCAAACAACGAGAUGGAGACAGCGCAGAUGAAGACAUUGUCAGAGAAAAGCCUCAACGGCCCCCUAACAGACGAAAAAAAUCUAAAGAGCCCCUCGUCGAGGAGGACAUCAUCGACGGAUUCGCGAUUCUUGGAUUUAAGACUUACGAUGACUUGGAGCUCGUCCUUAAAAUAUCUAGCAAGGAGAACAUCAAACGUUUGGUGGAGAUCGAGAGGCCGAAACUAGAGACGAAAGAACGCAUUACUCACCAUAUAUCGGUACAUAAUAAUCACGGCUUAACCUUGACGCACGACCUAGCCACGAGCGACGACAGCGGACGUGCGUCCGAAAGACUGACCGGUUCCUCAGUACCGCCACGUGAUGCUGACAGCUCCAGGGACAGACUCAGCGACGCGAGCAGCCGUUGCAGCUCUGGAAAAGGAUAUAUCUGUGAUAGCGAGGGCGAAGACGACAAGGGUUCUGAUGCCAGCUCGGUGAUAUUCGGCUCGGCCCCGGCCUCCAGGAAACAUGAAUUUCCGGGCGCCCUACCGCCCAGCCUGCCCCUCAGCAAUGGUUUGAACGGGUCUCCGGUGCCGGCGCCCACGCCGCCGAAUCUACCGGCACCGUCGCCAGCACCGGCUCAACUGCCCCCCGUUCAUCCGCCGGUAGCGAUAUCGUCAGCCACGGUGCCGGUGGCAUCCACGCCCACCCCAGUCACGACGACGGUGCCACACAAACCGCCGCAAGAUUCGAUACCUUGCAUGACGCCCACCUCAAUAACCAGCAUGCCGCCCGUCAGUAUACCAGUGACGAUGCCGCAACCGGCCGCCGCUCCGCUAGCGGUGCACCCGGCCGCCCUCGAUUCCUCGGCGGGUCCGGGGCAGGGAAUGCGCACGGAUAGUCCGGCGGUGGGCACGUCGGCGAACGCAGCCGCCGCGCCCGGUACCGGGGGCCAGCAGUACCAUCAGGUGCCGACCUACCAGCCGAUGUACGCGCCCUACUCGGUACAUCAGCCGUACGCCUCUACCGCCUCAGCGACGGCCGCCUCGGUACCGACCGCAGCGUCGGCCUCGGCGCCCAUCUCGUCGGCCGUCACGACGGUGGCGACCAGCGCAGCCACGACGAUGAGGAGGACGCCCACGCCCGUCCGGACGGAGCCGAGUCCCGGAAUCAAAGAACGAGAGAGUUACAGCAAUGUCAGCAGUUUAAGUAGAGGAAGCUCAACUCCCCAACAUCUACAGCACCAACCCCAACAGCAGCAUCAUCAUCAACAACAACAACAACAGCAGCAGCAGCAGCAACAACUACCCCCAAUGUCGCAACAGCAGCCGGUGCUGCCUCAGAGUUGUCCGCCUCCCACCACAGUGUCUUCUAGUCUAGUCCUUAGUAAACCCUGGAACGCAACAGCUCCAGUACCCACGGCGGCUGCGGUGGCCAUACCCGCCCCCCAGCCAAGCUCUGCCCCCUUGCCCCCUAGGCCCACGCCGCCGUUGCAUCCCGGUUUUCCGGCGCCCAUGUUCGCCGCUCCCCUGCCUCCAGUCUCCACUGCCAGCCCCCACGCCGCCCCGGUGCAGCCCACGUCUCAGCCCCCACAAAAUAACCCCUUCUCGGCGGAAAACUUAUUUCAAACGAAUCAAACCGAUAUGUUGAGGAGAGAAUUGGACAAUCGGUUUCUUGCCUCGCAAGAUCGAGCCAUGGGGGUGGCUCCCCCUCCGUACUUAAGAACAGAAAUGCAUCAGCACCAACAUCAUCAUACGCACGUGCACCAGCAUACGACGUCACUCUUACCCCCGCCCGCUGGAUCUGCUCUAUUUCCAUCUCCAUUGUCGAUGAAUCCGAUGAAUCGACUGGCUGGAAGACCCGGAAGUAGUUUCAAAGAUAUACCCAAACUUGGAGGAGUGGAAUCGCCCUUUUACAGGCAGAAUCUGGGAAUACCCAACUAUCCUGGAUAUACACCUCCUGGUUUAAUGCAUCCUGGAUUAACGGCGGGACCGACGCCUUUUGUCCCACCUACUCAUCUACCAACUUUCCAGCCCAAGUCAUUAACAGCUGAUCCGACCAAGCCUAAAGUUGUGAAAUCGGGCAAAUGGAACGCGAUGCACGUGCGCGUGGCCUGGGAGAUCUACCAUCACCAGCAGAAGAGCGGCGAGGCGAAGGGCUCGGCCGUGAAGACCGACCUGCUGAGGCCGCCUACCCAUCUCUUCUCGCCCAGCGUCCAUUCCAACAGGCCGCACGAACUGUCGUACCCGCCGUCGCUGUCCGGCCACAGACCGCCGCCAGGCUUCGACCAGCCGCACCCCAGCUCGCUGUUCGCGGCGCCACCCUCACAUCUGAUGGCCAAAUCUCCGUUUACAGGUAGCACCUUGUCGCCGUUCAGCAGAUACGGCACCGCGGGCUUUCCGGGGGCGAACCCGUCGCCCUUCGGACUGUCCCCGUUCGCCAGCACCAGGGACAUGGGACUGGGCGGUCUGCACGAUCCCUGGCGUAACCUCCAACGUUCCGUGGGCGGUUUUCCGCCCGCGGUGAACCCGCUACCGCCCACGUUGCCCGGUCUGCCGCCGCCCGCGCCUUGGACCAUGAAACCGGAUCCGAUCCUGGAGCAGAGAGAACGAGAGGCCAGAGAGAGGGAAGAAAGGGAACGGGAACGAUUGAGAAGGGAGAGAGAAGAGAGGGAAAGGAGGGAGAGGGAGGAGAAGCAGCGAAGAUUAGAGCAACAGCAACAGGAGCAACGCGAGCGCGAGCGAAGGGAGAAAGAGCGCAGAGAAAUGGAAAGGCGCGAGAUGGAACGCGAGCGCGAGCGAGAACGCGAACGCAUGCUGCACCAGCAACGCAUGGCGGAAUCCGCGAAGCAGGCGAUGCCGUCGGUGAUGCGCGAUCGAUCGCCCCACAGGAGCGUCCAAGAACUAUCCGGCGAGAUUCGGGUGAAGGAAGAGCCGCGCAUCAAGGAGGAGGACAUGCUGAGCAGGACGGCCCCCGAUCCGAGAUACGCGCCGCACUCGUACCUGAGGCAUCAUCCGUUGCAACCGCCGCCGCCUCCAAGUAUGCUCGAUCGUUCCAGGAUGAUGCAGACGCACGGUUUGCACUAUCCGGGCCCGCCGGCGACCCAUUGGCCCCCUCAGCACGAUCCGUUCUACAGGUACGACGCCCUCAGGUACAACCCGCUGAUGGACGCCAUAAGGGCUGAAGAGGAAAGGGCGAAACUGUUCGGUACUUACGCUGCCCACCAUCCGCCCCAGAUGCGGACGAAGGACCCGUCGCUGAUGCAUCUGAGACCGGGUCCCGGACCGCCGCCGCCUCCCUCGCAUCAUCUAUCCCAUAAGAUGAGCGUCACCCCACCCACCGAUCUGCACAAAAAAGAGGAGCCUCGAUAGCGAAACGAGAACGUCUAGAAUGGUUUAAAGCGAGGGAUUUUCUAGCCAGGAAAUCAAGUCAGGAUCCCAGUGCGUCGGACGCGUACUUGUCAUUUGAUCAUCUGUCGCUUGUCAACUCAUGAAAGUGUCAUUUUUGAUUCACCUAACCUCCAAGAUCGAAAUUAAUCUAAUACUGGUAUGAACGAGAAUUAACUAAACCUUUCUUCCAUCCCGAACCACAUUAUUACUUCAUUUGACAAGGACCGUCCUUAAAAGAUUACACUUAUUUUAUCUGAUCUCAUUGGAUUGGCGUAAUGAAGAAAGUGAAGGGAUUAUCAACGUGAAAGAUAUUUUUACAGUGGUUUUGUAUAUGUGUUUUGUAGCGUAAUACAAAAUUUCUCCUCACAAAGUUCAUUUGAGAUCAUAGUAUGUGCUUGUGAAGAGACAUUUGAAUGAACCUCAAAUUAACAGUUGUUUUUUGUUUGAAUCUCCGUUGGCGGUAUUUUUAUACACGAGAGGUUGCAUUUGGUGAUUUUUUAUUUUCCGACAGUCUGUUGUAAUCAAAAAUAACUUGAUACUGCCCGACAUUCGUUGUAAAUAAGAGCGCUUCUUACGGCAACACUUAAAUUAACAUUUGAAUUCGUAGGACACUAAUGAUGAUUCUUCGAGUUUUAUUUAUUGAUUGUAUAUUUUUCUAGAUAAUUUAUUUAAGACUGAUGAAAUUCCAUUCUCCUGUAGCUUUUUAUAAUUUAAAUUAAAGCUGAAGAUAUCACUUCAGUAUGGAAGAACUUGUCUUAUUUGAAAAAGUUUCUGUUAACAAACAUAUCUUGAAUCUCUCCCAAUUUUCUGUUUCAUGAAGAACAUUUCAGUUAUUCAUUGAAAUUUUUCGAAUUGAACGGAAGCUUAUUUGGUAGCUAUGAAAAUUCAACAUUUUUCAAAUCGCAAGUUCCACACCGUCAUCCCUAGGUUGAUAGUAUUUUUCGAUGAAAUUGAAGUAUUUGCCGCUGUAUUGUGUAUAAAACCAACUUGAAUCGUAACUUUUCGAAUAACUUGUAAAUAGCUUCAUUAUAUUGUGAUAUAUAUUAGUUAGCUUAGUGUGAGAUAUUUCAAUACGUAUAUACAUAAAUUAGGUAAUAUCUUUAGACAAAUAUAAUUUUGUUAUUUCGUUCAUAAUUUGUUUUCAGUAUUAGGAUCUCUGUAAAUUUCACGAUUUUAGGUGUUCAUCUAGGAAUUAAAUCUUCACUUCAUUCUAUUCAGUGCCAAAUUUAUGUUUGUUGAAACCAAAUUGUAAAUAGAGUGAGGACCAAUACUCAAUUGGCCACUGCAUAAAGAUGAUGAUGGAUUCUUAAUUCUAACAUAAUUUAUUAUGGAAAAAUUUUCGGCUUCGUAAAUUAUUUAAAUGUAAAUAUAAUUUAACUGUUGUAUAUUGUAAAGCUAUAAAAAAAGAGUAUUUUGGAGCUUGGUUGUAUAAUUGGUUGAGGCAACAUUGUAUAAUUAUGUAAUCUGAAACAUUUUUUUUAUUAUUGGUGGAGAUACAGUGGCAGUUACUUAAUUUCCAACCUGAAUUUUCAUCAUAACAAGCUUGUCUGUAAUAUAUAUUCGUAUUCAAAUGCGUGUAGAUAUUGGCCUUGUCUAAGUACAAUUGAAUAUGUAGAUAACUAUUUGUGCUCUAUCCAUGUUUGUUAGAAGACAUUUUUUAUGUGUAUGAUUCUGAAAGAAUCACAGUGAUGUAAUAUAUAAAUAAAACAUUGUUUCUAUAAUCUAGAAACAUUAGUCAUAA